GUAGACCAUAAAAAGCAGUUUCCACCUUCCCCCAAAGCGUUUCUCUUAGGUCUAUUGUGGUUUUUGUCUCUGAAGAGAGAAGAGAUGGAAGAAAGGAAGGAGAGAGACAGAGACAGAGACAUGGAUGGAGAAAGAGGGUGUACUGGUACUCUUAACACUUAACCCUUUAUCUCAAGAUUUUUCUGGUUGGUUUUUCAUAAAAGUCACCAGGUUUUGGUUUAGAGAGAGAGAGAGAGAUAGCGAGAGAGCAAAGAAGCUUUGAAAUCGACUCUCUUUCUUUAAUUCUCUCCCUCUUUGAUGAUGAUCAUAAAUGAUGACCAUGGGCGAAAAUAGAAGUUUGUUUCGCCUUUAAUGGAGUUCAAAAGAGCUCCUGACGCAUAGAAGAAAGAAAGCUUGUUGUGGUUCGGUCAUGGCUCUUAAUAAAGGCAACUACCAAAGCCAACUGCAACAACAGCAACAACUACAACUGCAACUACAACAAGAACACCAUCACCAGCAGCAGCAGCAGCAACACCAAAAUUCUUACGGGAUGAUGCAAUCAUCAUCUUCCCUCGUCACCACCGGAAACUUCAUCAGAAGUAAAGACACUACUGGAACUUAUGACUUGGGUGAAUUAGAUCAAGCCCUCUUCCUCUAUCUUGAAGGACAAGAACACCACCCAUCAGUUCAAGAUCAAAGACAGAGUUCAGGGUUCAGGCCUCCAACUCUGAACAUUUUCCCUUCUCAGCCUAUGCAUGUAGAGCCAUCUACAAAGGUUACUACAGUUUCACCUUCUCCAACAAAUAGUGGUAAAAAGAGAUUAUCAGAGCCAUCCAUGGAGUUGGCCAACCAAAGAACUGAUGAUGUCCCAUCUGUACCUGAACCAGCAAAGACAGUCAAGCGUGAAGGAAAUCGCAAGGGACCAACAUCAAGUUCAGAGCAUGAAGGGCCAAAAACACCAGACCCUAAGACACUCAGAAGGCUUGCUCAGAACAGAGAAGCAGCUCGGAAAAGCAGGCUAAGGAAAAAGGCCUAUGUACAGCAGCUGGAGUCAAGUAGGAUUAAGCUCACUCAGCUUGAACAAGAGCUUCAAAGGGCAAGAUCUCAGGGAAUAUUUUUUGGAGGAGGAGCCGUAGGGGACCAAGGCCUCCCAGUUGGCAUUAACAACAUCAGCUCAGAUGCUGCGGUUUUUGACAUGGAGUAUGCGAGGUGGCUUGAGGAACACCACCGGCUCAUGUGUGAACUCCGAGCGGCGGUGCAAGAACACUUGCCGGAAAAUGAGCUACGGCUAUUUGUUGACAAUUGCCUAGCACACUAUGAUGAAAUAAUGACUCUUAAGGGCAUGGUACUGAAAUCAGAUGUGUUUCAUAUUGUUUCCGGCAUGUGGAAGACACCGGCGGAGCGGUGCUUCCUCUGGAUGGGCGGAUUCCGACCAUCAGAGCUUAUCAAGAUUAUUCUGAAUCAUAUCGAGCCACUGACGGAGCAACAGAUCAUGGGGAUAUGUGGGUUACAGCAGUCGACACAGGAGGCUGAGGAAGCUUUGUCGCAAGGGCUUGAAGCUCUCAACCACUCUCUAUCGGACACCAUUGCCUCUGAUGCGCUUAGUUGCCCUCCCAACAUGGCCAACUAUAUGGGUCAGAUGGCCGUAGCCAUGAACAAGCUCUCCACCCUCGAAGGUUUCGUCAGACAGGCGGAUAAUUUGAGGCAGCAGACACUGCAUAGGUUGCACCAGAUAUUGACGAUUCGUCAAGCUGCAAGGAGUUACUUGGCCAUCGCUGAGUACUUCCAUCGGCUCCGAGCUCUUAGUUCUCUGUGGUUGUCACGGCCACGCCAAGAAUAAAUAAUCACCAUCAUCAUCUCCAUCCAGUCUUCUCAAUUUCUCUUUUAAGUUGAACAUUAAGGGAUCACUCUUCAAUGAUCUUUUUGACUCGAUCAAUCUUUUACAUGGAGUAAUAUAGGUAGAUAGAUUAGAUCAAUAGAAAGCCAUUAUUUCUCUCUCUCUCUCUCUCUCUCUCUCUCUCUCUCUACACUGUAAGAUCUAAAAAUUGAGAGAGGUAAUGAUUAGGCAGCCAUUUCUGACCAAGGAAAGAUGAAGACAAAGGAAGGGAAACGUUGAAGAUUAAGAGAGAACAACUCAAGAAGGCACCGGAAGAAGAAGAAGAAGUGAAGAAGGGGAUUGAAGAGAGAAGAAUUGUACUUUUGUUACAAUUUUCUUAGAAGUCUGGAGAGAAUUUCUUUGGGGUAGAGCUACAAAGGAUGGGACGAAUGUGAGAGUCAAACGUCCACGUGGCUUUCUAAUGAUCAUGCAUGCAUGCCUUUCCACUUCUGGACCCAUUUGACGAAUGUGACACUGAUCCCUUUCACAUUGCAACCACCCCCUCUCUCUCUCCCUCUCUCUCUUGGGUUGGUGGCAGGUGGCUCUCAUAUUGGACUCUUGAAUCAGAAUAACUUAGAAGCUAAACUUCAUACUUCAAUGGUAUGAUUAUAGAGUGAGAACUGAUCAUCCAAGAGUGGCCCAUUACAGAAUCAUGCCCCAAGUUAUUAAAUUCUCCAAAUUAUUAGAAUUUUACCGAAUUAUACAAAUAAUUCUGUCCGAAUCAAA
Molecule: messenger RNA, 2581 nt
Organism: Macadamia integrifolia
Lineage: Eukaryota; Viridiplantae; Streptophyta; Magnoliopsida; Proteales; Proteaceae
Product: bZIP transcription factor TGA10
Exons: 11
Coding region: 410-1819 (469 amino acids)
Biological process (GO): regulation of DNA-templated transcription; DNA-templated transcription
Molecular function (GO): sequence-specific DNA binding; DNA-binding transcription factor activity
Source: RefSeq, a predicted model, not a curated record